Molecule: messenger RNA, 6990 nt
Organism: Myiozetetes cayanensis
Lineage: Eukaryota; Metazoa; Chordata; Aves; Passeriformes; Tyrannidae
Gene: HAUS6
Product: HAUS augmin like complex subunit 6
Exons: 17
Coding region: 110-1744 (544 amino acids)
Biological process (GO): spindle assembly
Cellular component (GO): mitotic spindle microtubule; HAUS complex
Molecular function (GO): microtubule binding
Source: RefSeq, a predicted model, not a curated record
CACCGAGAGUCCUGGUACCCCUGGCAGUGUGUUGCGCACGGUAAAAGCCCGCAAUGCCGUCGCGGUCCAUGUUACCUCUGUCCGAAGGAAGGAACCUCGGGAACGGAACAUGUUUGAUAAACCAAACAACAAAGCGUUUGCUGUCGUUGCCCACUUCUUGUUUGCCAAGCUGGAUAAGGACCGUGCGGAAGAAACUUUUCAUUGUCCAUUGCCAGAAGGAGCCACUCAAUUUAGGAAGCAGUGCUGUGACUGGCUAAGAGAACUUUCAAAUGAUGAGAAAAGCAAUAUUCCAAAGAUUACACCUUCAUCACUGAUUUCUCCUGUUGGUGCUAAAUUUGUUCACACUCUCUACAAGCUUGCAAGAUAUGUAAUGAUUGAGGAUGUGAAAAAGUUCUCUGUGGGCACUUGUAUACCAUUUGCUGAAGCUGUAACAUUGAGACCUGAGGACAUGUACAUUGCAAAAGCAAGACAUAGAGUUGGAUACAAUAAACUGCUGCAAAUUCUUCAAAAGACAGACAUUGUUAUUCAAGAAUAUGUGAAAAAAGCACAGGUUUUAAUUAAAGAAAUAGAAGAGACAAAGUCUGAAUAUGCAGUCAUGCAGAGACAGUAUUCAAGGAUGAAACAAAAUGACCAAAACAAAAGUGACACAACUGAGAGAAUUGAAAAGGUCCGCCGUAUGUGGACACUUAUAAUGGAAAUGCUUACAUCUCUGAAAAAGGAUAAGGAAGUUGUGGAUUCUGUACUUGAAACUUGUGUUCAGCCGUGUAUUUUAGAUGGAAGUGAUGUUGUUUUGAGAGUUCCAAAGUUGUUGGCUUACAAAAUUGAAAAUGACAGCAGUUUUUCAGGAAAUAUAUAUGAGGAUGGAAAAUUGGAUUUCUUAGCAGUCAUUCAUGUGCUAAAUGAAGGCUUGAGGAUGUUGAGAAAUGAACACUGUCUGUCUGAAUUAAAAGAACUUCACAGGAUUGAGAACAUGGUUAAAACCUGCAAUAAAUUACUACAGGAUUUGAACACAGAGAGGCUAGAAGGAGAGCAACAAGGUGUGUCAGUGUGUGAAUCUAUUUCUAGAAAGGAGGAAGACUGGGAAAUGAAGUGGAAAACAUUUCUUGGCCAGCAUCCUUUUAAUUUAAUCUUUAAAGAGGAUCUAGAACCUAGUUCAACAGCUUCACCACCCCAAUCUCCUAGUCCUCCAGAAGAAGAUGAAGACAAUGUCUUCCAUCAACAUCUAGUGCCAGUUUCAGAUACUUUUGACUCUCUUCAUAAAGAACAUUGUGAGAAAGAUGAGGGAGCUUUGGACUCUAUGAUGGAUAAGUCAUCAAAAUGUGACGUCGUACAGCAUAGAUUUUUGUCUUCUUCCGAUUCUGCAGACAGGAUCUCUUCAGUGAUGUUGGCAGUACCUGAAAACAGAGACGUCAUGAUCAAAAAUCAUUUGCAUACAGAAACUUGUGAGGGAAAUAAAAAACCUGUGCCUCUGCAAAUCCUAAAAAAUGGAAAGGAAGAAAUGCGAGAGAGUUCAAAUAAGGAUAUUGCCUUGACAGAGUGUCCUGUGGAAAAAGAAGACCUUCUUGAGAAAGCCAGAGAUGAACUGGCAGAAGAGGUUGCAAAGGCUGUGAUGUCUGAGUCACGUGGCAUUGCUGAAGAAAAAGGAAUGUCAUUAGAUGAUCUCAUAAGCUCACUGUGUUUUAACCCAUUUUUAACAAGGAGAGAAAUUCCCCGAACUCCAGAAAAGCUGUGUAAGAACAGUUGAAUGAGAAGCUGGGCACCAAGGAGCCAUCACCAGGAUAGAAUACGUAAAGCAGAAGCAGAAGCAUUGUAGCGCAAUUAUGGUUCACUUGACCAAGUAUCUUCUCCAGUCAUUGUGCGGAUGGAGAAGUUGCACUGCUUUCUUUUUUGUGGAGAUUGUAUUCCAGCCUCCUUGUCUAAGAGUGUCAGUUGUCUGCUCUGGUUCUGCUAACUUCAUGUCAUCCAUGGUGACAUUGUAUAUGCACACAUCUCUUUACAGAACUGUCUUUUCUUUUUUAAACAUAUUAAAAAUAGCAGAUAUCGAGUAAGUGGCAAAAUCCUAGAAAAUGGAAAAAUGAAAUCUCAGAUGAGAAAUAGUGAGAUCUGUGGUGUUUCUAUCUUGCUCCUAAUGCAUACCGCAUAGGCCUGCAGCCCUCAAAACCCAACAAAUUCAAAUUUAGAUUGGUGCUUUACAUUCUGUUGCAUUUGUCUCUCUUCCUGAGAGUUCUGGUCUAUAUUGCCACGAAUUCUGCCUCUUAAUAGAGGCUGUUCUCUUCUUACAAACUUCCACUGGAGUGUAUUACUUAAGGUGUAUUACUGAAUAAAUACUUUACACUAAUGUUACAAAAAUUUAUGACUUGUGAUAAUUUUAAUGCAACUUUAUUUUAAGAACUGACAUAUAUAUGUUACAUCGUGAUGUGAGUAACUGAUAAUAGAGCCUUUGAUAAGGUGAGAAUGUAAAAACUGAGAUUCCAGCAGGUAAACUUCUUAAUGUAAAAGUACUAACCCCUACCCUGAUAUGUUUAGUGUUUGGAAGCAUUUUCAAAUAAAGUUGUCUUUCUUCUCCUUUCUUCCCAAACAGUUGCAUUAGGUUUUAAGAAGAAUUUCCACCUGUAUUUGCCAUCUUCCUUAUGUGGCAAAAGUUGACAAGCUUUAUGAAAAGACAUAUUGGUGGUUGAGGAAGCUGUUAUGUGUGUAAUGUGGCUGUGUACAUGUUAACAGAUAAGAGGGAAGUGCUGCUUAAUAGCCUAUUGACAUGUUGACCAUGGUGAGACUGAGUUUGCUGAUCUGCAGGUCUGAUGAUUGGCAGGUGGGGGUCAGUGUCUUCUCCCAGGUAACAGGUGAGAGGAUGAGAGGAAAUGGCUUCAAGUUGCACCAAGGAAGGUUUAGGUAUUAGGAAAAAAUUCUUCAUGGUAAGGAUUGUAAAGUAUCGGGACAGGCUACCCACAGAAGUGGUGAGGUCACUAUCCCUGAAAGAGUUCAAAAACUUCAGAAAGAACAUGGCACUUGAGUACAUGUUUUAAUGGUAGGCACAGGGUUGGUGUGAGGUUGUUUGUUGGACUUGAUUAUGUUAAAGGUCUUUUCUAACCUUAAUGAUUCUGUGAUAUUGUUAUGACCUUAGCUGUUGGCUCUCUGGAACAGGCCCAGCUGUGUUUUUUACAGACCUGGGCUCUAGAGCUUGGUGCUGGUGACCUCACAAAUGUUGCCCAGGUAGCUAGAUGAGUUAGUAGAGUAGCUACAUGUAAGGAUGUGGAUAAUACCUUGAGCAUGGCCUGUCUUAACAAAAAUCAAACUGUAUUUUGGGUUACUACAACAUUGACAAUUCAGGAUUAAAAAGUGACAGCUAAGAGUUUCCUAUGAACAACUGACCUUCACAGUCCAAGUUAUAUGUAUGAAAGCAGAAUCUUUACUCCUUACAGUUAAGUACAACACUAUGGUCUUUGCAUUAUAAGUAAUAGCUCACCUGUACACUGGUUUGUUUCUGAUACUUAGGUAAUUUUUGGUUAGGCUUAUAUCAGAAGGCCAUCAUAAUUAGAUUAAAAUUCUGGAUUAAAUUCUCUUGUAGAGCAAUGAUUUACUGAUUAGCAAGGGGAAGUUGAGAACAUCAGGGUGUUACCAGCAGCCACAAAUACAACUCUGUAUAUAUUUCUGUGACUUCUUUAAACCUGGAUGUUUGCUGAAGAUGAAUACAAUAUUCCUAAUGUACAGUGUUAAAUGUCUUAAGGUACCUGUGAUGAAAUACCAUUCAGAAGUUCUUGCCCAUUAAGCAUGGGGAAAUUAAGUUUCUCAUGAACCUCCUAAUCAAAAGAUUCUUCCAUUUAACUUACUAAUAAUAUGUAAUUUGGGCUUCUGAAGUUAGGUGCACUGGAUUAUCAUUAGCUGAAAGACACAGUGCAACUACCUUGCUUUACUCUCCAGAGGAGAAUAUGCCAUAAUUUUGUGCAGCACUGCAAAGCAGACAGUGUUUCACAGUUUAAGUUUGCCCAUCCUUGCCAGGCAAGUUCCAAAAGGACAGGUUUAUGAACUUCUAUGCUCCUUGGUCUCUUUUUUUACUUUGUAAGGUUAUACUAAAGUUUUCUUGCCAAAGCUUAUAAACGUUGCUCAUAAAGGUUUGAUGAAGUAUCUGGAAUAUCUUUCCUCCAAGUACAGUGAUAUUUAUUAUAUCAUGAGCAACAUGAUAGACUGAGAGAGUAGGGCCUGUUCAGCCUCAGGAAGAGAGAACUGAAAGAGGACCUCAUCAGUGUGUUCAAGCACCUGAAGGGAAGUCUCAGGAGGGUGGAGCCAGGCUCUUUUCAGUGGUGCUGAGCAACAGAACAGCAAUGGCAAUGGGCAGAAACCAGUGCACAGGAAGUUCCGCCUGAAUAUGUGAAAGAACUGCGUGGGUGAUCAUGCACUGGAACAGAUGGUCCAGAGAUGAUGUGGAACCUCCCUCACUGGUGAUUCAAGAACCAUCUGGAUGUGAUUCUGUGCCAUGUGCUGUAGGAUGACCCUGCUUGAGCAGGGAGUUUGGACCAGAUGUUCCACUGUGGUCCUUUCCAACCUGACAGAUUCUGUGAUUCUGUGAUAGUGUCAAGUACUACAGUGUUUGGUAGUACCAUAUCCAAUAAUCUGUAGUUAUGAAAAACCACAGAUUGCACUACAAUUACAUAAAGGAUAGCACAUAAACUUGCAGUCUGUCCUGUGUAUCUGCUGUCUGUACUGAACAUACAUCAGUCUAUUUUUAUUGAGAAGUAAAUCUAAAAGAACAUAUUUGAAAGUCUCUAGUUCACUGAGCGUUGAAAAAUGCAAGUACAGUUCUGUCAGUGGAUUUCUGCACAUAAUGGGAGAGAAUCAGAAGAGUAAAAUCUAGAAAACUAGUGGAUAAUGCUUUUGGAACUGACAAAAAAUCCUGACUUUAUCAAGGACUUAUGGUUUAAUGAUCUGUUGGUGUUUUCUCACAGUAUUGCAUAAGUAAAAGGGUUAAAUUAAUAUAUAUAUAUUUACACAUAAUUUCAAAAUAGAAAUUUUGAAGAAGUUUACUGAGUAGAAAAAUAGAAACACUAAAUUGUAACGCAAGUGGAUUCAGAAGAGAGUUUUUAUAAUAUCAGGUGUUCUCACUUCUUUCAGAGGCAUGAACAUGGCACUGUAGAAGCAAAAAAUGCCAAAACAUGGAGUAGAAUAUUAAAACCUUAAAUUAUUAAAAAGUGAAAAAUUGAGGACAGAUGAACACAGAAGCACAGCUGCUAUUAAAGUCAAAGAAAAAUAUUCUCAUUACAUUGUCAAAAAAUCAACUGAUUUUCAAGGAUUGUUUCCAUCAGUACCUUCUAAUAAGCAGCUGUCAAAAAUUACUGGUUUUUUCUAUUACAACUUGGAUCAGUGUUAUGAUGGCACAGAUAGUUGCUCUUGGCAGAGUUUUUAAGAUAGGUACUGGUAUAGAUGUUGUGGUUUCUGAAGUCAGAUGUGAACUUGUGACCUUCAGUCAAUUUUCUUUGCUUUUCAGGCCGUGGUGAAGCUUAUGUUUGAGUGUACCAGAAGGCCUGUAUUUCCUAUUUCCUAAGUGUCGUGGAAAGGAAAGGAGUGGCUGUAUGCAUAUGAGUACUGUAUUAUUUUUUUCAGCCUUGUAAAGCAUUCUGGAAAUUAUGCAUCUGACAUUUUUGUUGCUUGGUGUGUCAAGAGAAAUUUUCAGAGCUGCAUGUUGUAUCCCUAGUAAUGUUCAAUGCUCUGUUGACUUAUGGCAGCAUUGCCCUCUAAGUAACCUUACUGUGAGCACGUUCAUCUAAAUGUUUGAAAUGGUGGCACUCUAAAUAAUAGUUUUUCAUUUUAGUCAACUUCGGUUCAUCAAAAGCUAGUUAUGGUUGGAUUAAAUGGGUUAAGGGACUGCAAAUUGCCAUCAUCUUUCUGCUGGAUAUUCCAAGCAUCAAAACUAAAACCUCAGUGCGCUUAAGAUAAUUUCCUCCUCUGUAUUCCUUAUCGUUACCUUGGAUAAGUUGGCUGAAGAAUUUCCUGCUCAUCAUUGCAAAUAUGGGAAGUGGAAACUUGGGCAUGUGAAUUGCACAUCUCCUCUUGUAAUUAUCAUAUAUUGAUUUCUCAUGUCCCAGGACUUAUCACUUUGUGAGGAACAUUUCCCAGCUGCAUAUGCUUUGGGCAAAGAGCAGGCAAGUGUGAAGAGUAGCUGGUAGGAGAAAUGGGUGGAGUGGUGUCUAUUUAUAACAUAACCUGAUUUUGCCUAUUCAGUAUCAAAUUCUGCCUUUCCUGACUUUAGUGGUGAUUUUGUCUCUCCUAUUUACAGCGCAUACACGUAGAUGGUUUCUGAAGUGUAUUUUGUUGUUGUUGUAUUGGUGUAUUUUUCCAAGUAAAAUAAUAAUUACUACUUAAUGCUGAAGGCACUUCAUCCUUUUGACAGUCACUGUCCAGAUUAUUGUACAUAUGGUGAAGGGUCACUUAAAAGGGAUUUAUGAAGAGGGUCCUUAAUCCCUGUGAGAUCACUAACCUGCUUGUUUCUCUCUAAGUAAUUACUGCACCAGUAAUAUCACAUUGCUUUACUGUGGGAUGAAAUUCAAAGAUAAGGGGAACAAUUGCAUUUGCGAUUGUUUAAUGUCCUAACUUUUCACCAGAAGGUGGCAGCAGGCUGAUGUUAGUCACAAAUAUUUCAACUGCUUACUGUUGGAUAAACAUAGAGGUACUGGGCUAAAUACCUGGAACUGAAUUUACCGUAGCUCAUGGUGAGAAACUCGGCAUUACAAAGCAUUGCAUGUCAAGCUGUUUUGUGGGUUUGUAGGCCUGGCUGGCUACUGGCCUGCAAGUCCCCUGCAAGUCCUGGCCAUUGUCCUUCAGCGAUGUCAUUUCACUUGACAUUUUUUCAAGACCAUUUAUUUUGGAAGAAAAAUCAAAGCAGGUAGAACUGUUGCUUAAAGAAGUUUGAAUUGUUACACAUUGUAUUUCAGUUAAAGAAAAUGUUUCAUUCUGUUCUUAGAAUUAAUUUUCCUGGCAAUAAACUUCAAUUAAACAUGA